UCAGUGUCAUCGAACGAAAUGCAUGCAACAUCAGUUACAUCUCAUUAACAACAUCUUACUGCCUACCAAAGCGGAUCACUUGCAUUACUCAACUGCGCAAAUUUUCUGUCCCCCAACAGACUGUCGCGACCCCUGAUGUCAUGAAUUGCCUGGAUGGAUUUCCUCAGCAUUGAUUUUCUCCAUGAGCAUCAAGUCUAAGGCACGAGUUCUCUGCAGAGAGGCAUGAUAGCACCAGGCAUUCGGGAUCAUCUGAAUGCCCACGAUAGCCACCUAGUCCCCGGGGCCACGUUCAUUGCUUCCAACUUCAGUGUACAUUCGAUAUUUUGCUCCCGAAAACCACUUUCGCACAUCCAUAAGGAAAACCCAUCUUUGCAGUUGGCGAUAUCACAAUGGAGAAUCGAGACCAGGAGCCAGUCUCUUCGUCCUGGAUACAGAUGUUUAUGGACUCUACGAUGAUGUUAUCCACCUAUCCCACAAUAGUCAGAUACAUCUCUGGUGCUUGCAUCGCGCUGGGUCUGUUUUUCAUACUACCAGCCGUUAUAUUGGUCCUUCUGGAUCUUGUCAUCUGGUUCAGUCGCCUUCUCUGUGGCCGGACGCCUGUACUCACCGAAAAUGCCGCUCGGCAUAGGCCCGGCGCAACUGUCCUCGAGGCGGGCCCUCACAACCGUCAGCAAGACAAGCACGUCGCUCUACAGCAAGUUUCGGACGGAAGCAGGCGUCGGGUCCCUCAACAGCGAGAGCAAGUGAGGGGUUCAACGGAAAGACCACUAUAAGUACUUGAGGCUCGCGAAUACACCGACGAAAUCGCCAUGCUUGGUGCGGGUUCAAUGACCUUGCGAUACCUAUUCAGAAAUUGACAGACCGGACGAGCAUCGUGCGGUAUGCGCAUAG
Molecule: messenger RNA, 891 nt
Organism: Verticillium alfalfae VaMs.102
Lineage: Eukaryota; Fungi; Ascomycota; Sordariomycetes; Glomerellales; Plectosphaerellaceae
Exons: 2
Coding region: 390-773 (127 amino acids)
Source: RefSeq, a predicted model, not a curated record